ACUGCAGGAUUAUUUAUGGUCAUGCAUCUAAUUCACUACUAAAUUAAUCUUACACGACAGAUAUUCUCCCAAUCAUGUAAUCAAAUAAUCUAAGCAUAAUUAUUUUCUAUAACCAGUCAAUAAUUAUGCCUAUUAGUUUUAAAUUGAAUUAGGUGCCAAUAAUGAGAAAAAAUGAUUCAUAAAUCAUACUAACUCCGUCGAAGAUUAAAAAAAAUUGUAAGAAAAAGAACAGCUAGUGUUAUCCGACAGGGAACACGUCGUUCACGUUACAGCAUGGCAAAGUAUCUUUUUUACAAUAGACACCCUUAUUUAUUCUGUGUAAUGACUACAUUAGUUUUGGUCAACGGCCAUUAAACUUUGUGUCCGCACGUCGUUUGUAAUAAUAUCUUUUCUCAUUUUAAUUUCGCUAUAAAAAGCCAUUUACUAUUUUCGCUGGAUCUGCGGAAAAAUCUUGUGAAGAGUUUUUGAUCUGUGCCUCAGGAAAAAGUUUCAAGGUGCACAGCAACUUCCUCUCGUCUCUUCCUCCUCAUUUUCUGCGACUAACCAAGGGACAUCUCUUUCCAUUUUCGCAGACUAGGAGUUGGAGGAAUGAUAGGUUUGUCAACAGAGAGCAGUCACAUGGUGGUCAAUGUAGAUGGACUGAUGCCACCGGUGCCAUCGCCGCCAGUUAAUGCGGAGGUCGAGAAUAUAAGAGAAGAGUCGACGGUGGUGGUUAAUGAUAAGGCAAUUGAUAUUUCAGAGGACGAAGAGGAUCAGGAGAAUGAGCCGCUCAUUGCUUCUGCGGAAUGCCGUAUUUGUCAAGACGAAUGCCCUAUCAAGACUCUCGAGAGCCCUUGUGCUUGCAGUGGCAGCCUCAAGUAUGCUCACAGAAAAUGUGUUCAGCGUUGGUGCAAUGAAAAGGGAAACAUCAUAUGCGAAAUUUGCCAUCAGCCUUACCAACCUGGAUACACCGCUCCACCACCUCCUCCUCAGCCUGAAGAAACCACUAUUGACAUUGGUGGAGGAUGGACAAUCUCAGGUUUGGAUUUGCAUGAUCCUCGCCUUCUUCCCAUCGCAGAAGCUGAACGUCGCUAUUUAGAGUCUGAAUACGUUGAAUAUACUGCUUCAAGUGCCAGUGGAGCUGCCUUUUGUCGCUCAGCUGCCCUAAUAUUGAUGGCACUUCUUCUCUUACGUCAUGCACUGACCAUAACAAGCGAUGAUGGAGAAGACGAGGAUGACCCAUCUAACAUACUAUCUCUCGUCUUGCUCCGAGCUGCUGGAUUUCUUCUUCCUUGCUAUAUCAUGGCUUGGGCGAUCAGUAUCCUACAACACCGAAGGCAAAGACAGGAAGCUGCAGCUUUGGCUACACAGUUUGCAUUGGUGCUUCAGUCAGGUCAACCUAGAACAGUUCACUUCACGGUGGCACCAGAACCACCAUCACCCUCCAUGGCUACUGCAACUACGUCUACACAACAACCUGAAGAGCCCGUCUGAUUCUUCUGACUCAUAAGCUUUCAUGGUACCAAGUGAAUCGAGUGGAGACUUGAUGUCUCUAAAUUUUAGAAUGUAUGAGUGAAGGAAAAUCAUUUGGGCUGUAACCAAAAAUGUCACUAGUUUUUUUUCACAAAUUUGUAAAUUCUGUUUUACUAUCUUCCAAAUAUUGUCUUGAGAUUUAAUUGUUGAAACCACACGAGUAGAUUAUUCUCUCUUGUUUUGGACAUGAUUACAGAAGAUUCUAUGACUUUAAAUAAACAAAACUUUAUUGACAUAGUAGUGUAAGAAUUAGAGAAUCAGAUCUUUUGCAACAUGGCAUCAUCACAAGAUUCACAACAGCAGUUACAAGUCAUAAGAGGUGGAGUUAAAUGCAAAACCUGGUCUAUCUUUUUUUUUCUCAAUCCAAGCUAAUCUUCUCUCAAAGCAUAACACACCUCUAUGCAUAUUCUUAGCAUCAAUCUCAGCGACCCGCAAAAGAAUGUACGUAGUAAUCCACAUGAGUCGGUAUGUAACAGAACAUAUCGUCCCUCAUCUCUGUUACUGGUCUUGUGAUCGCUCUCUCCUUUGAUUUUGAUUCUCUGGUGACAAAUCUCCUCGCUCUGAAAAAAGAUUGAAUCUACAAAGUUAUAAGUUAUAAAGAAUAACCGUGGUUUACGAAUUUGUUUGAAUGUUUUGAAUAAUCUGUAAAUAAAUGAAAAUUUCUUCAUUGCAAGUAUCUUAAAUAGUAUCACCGCCUUUUGUUUGUGUAUGUAAGUAUAUUCUAGCAGUGAAGGUUUCAUUCCAAACAUUUCAAUCUCUAAUUCAAUUCUGUAACUUGUAACGCUCUGACCCCUGCUAAUGGGUAACCAUGCUUGCUCACUCAGUCACUCCCAUGGGCACACUCCCGGCCGAUGGUUGGUGUGUAUAAUUUAUAGAAAUUUGAAAAAAAAAAAUAUUUAUUUACCUCGUAAUUUUUCCAUGUUUGGUUUUAUUAGCAUGCUAUCAUGAACUAUUUUUUCAUAUGUUACUCAUCUUUUUACUUUCAAACACGAUUAAUUUUAGAUUUUUUGAAUAUAUAAUCAAAAAGAUAGGUGUAUUCUAGUGAUAUUUAUAUUCAAAUCAAAUCUUUCAAUAUCAUUUACCACAAAUCGAAAUAUUACAUGAACAUUAUUACAUCUUGCUAAUAAUUCAUGGAUGAUAACAAUACCAUUUAUAUGCGAUUUCAGAACCCUUACAGAGCUUUCAAAAACGUAAAAAUAUUAAAGCAAUUAAGAUGAGUUUAAACCCUAUAUUAAGCUUUAUUUUUAUCAAGGGAGUAAGAGUUUUGGAAUGUAGUAUAAGAGUUUUCUAUUUGUGUUGGACGUGAAAAGUAGCUUGUGUUUGAAGAUGAGAAUCAAACACGUAAACUGUGGGGGCAAGCUUAAAAUGCUGCCAUUCAUAUGUGAGCUAUAAUAUGACUAAUCAGCAUAUUUUUAUUAACCAGCAUAUUGGCCAUUGGAGGUUUUUGACGAGAAGGGAGACAAUUAGGUCAUUGGAAUCUCUCUGAGCUUCGAGAUCGACACAAACCUUGGGGAGAAGGAGAAAGGAUGAGGGGAGAAACGAAAGCAUAGGAAGGUUUAGGAAUCAAUACUGAGAUCGGAGGAAGCUUACCUGCGAGUUUGGGAGAGAGAGAGAGAGGAAGAACAACAACCCGCGUUUGAGUUUGCUUUUUCUUACCCGACCCGGAGCUUUUUAGGUUUGGUCCGAAAACAAAUCGAUUUGGCCAAUAACAUUUAUUUUUCUGGUUCAACAAAGCUAUAAAAUAAGCACUAAAGUAAAAAAAAAUGAUCAUCUUUUUUCCUAUAUAUUUUUUGAGAAGUAAGCUUUAUAUUAUAGCUAAAUUAUAUUUCAAA
Brassica rapa (field mustard) is the source of this 3344-nucleotide messenger RNA. RefSeq lists its product as uncharacterized. Gene Ontology annotation, cellular component: membrane. Lineage: Eukaryota; Viridiplantae; Streptophyta; Magnoliopsida; Brassicales; Brassicaceae. Gene Ontology annotation, molecular function: zinc ion binding; ubiquitin-protein transferase activity. The record is from RefSeq and is a predicted model, not a curated record. Gene Ontology annotation, biological process: protein ubiquitination.